UUCAACUGUUUUGUGGCUGCCUGUUAUAAUUUCCGAAGUUCUGCUGAAAGUUUUCGUUUGCAGUAAUUGCAGCCGAAUGUGAGAUAUCGCUAAUAUCGCUAUGGCGAUAUUAAUAAUAAUUAAACGGUAUUAUAUAUAGCUAGUUGUGAAAUGUAACGAUGGCAUCGCUAUGGAAAAGGGGCGUGCGGGAGUAAUGUAUCCUGUAACAGAAUGAGUUAUUUUCAAAGCGCUGCAGAUGAGCUGGACGACUAUACUGUUCAACAAGAAAAUGAACUUCAAGCGCUUGCAUCCAUCUUUGGAGAUGAUUUUAAGGAUAUUCGGAAAGAACACCCUUGGAAGGUAAAAAAGCCACCAGAGGUGUACCUUUCCCUGCGUCCAAAGGGACUAAACAACGGACAGGAAAGCUAUGUGAAGGUGGACUUACUGGUCAAAUGCCCAUCUAAGUAUCCUGAUGUGCCUCCAGUAUUUGAACUGAAGAAUGCCAAAGGUCUUUCCAACGAUAAUCUUCACAACCUCGAGACACAGCUCACCAAGUUGGCUGCAGACCGUUGUGGUGAGGUGAUGAUCUACGAGAUGGCGGACUUCGUGCAGGGCUUCCUGAGCGAGCACGAUGUGUCUCCGCCGCGCUCCUUCCAUGAGGAGAUGCUGAAGAACCAGCGGAAGCAGCAGGAGAGGCUGGCCCAGGAGCAGCAGCAGAAGAUCGACCAGCAGCGCAGGCAGGAGGAGGAGACGCAAAACGAGAUCCUUGCUGAGAUCCAAAGAAGAGAAGAGGAGAAGAGAGAGGAGAAGAAAAGGAAAGAAAUGGCCAAACAGGAGCGCUUAGAGAGUGCAUUCCAGCCUGCCUCCGAGGGUCCGGUUCAGGGAAGCCCCUGUCUCAGCGGGUCGGCGCCGGAACUCACCGAGCACAAGAGGGGGGUGGGAAACCGCCGCAGGACCACCUCCAGCAGCAGGCACAGGCGGGACACAAAUCACUCCUGCAGCAGCAAUGAUGACAGCCCCCGGCCAAUGGAGGUCCUGCAUUUUAGCAGCAGCGCUUUGGGUGACAUCACUGUGCACAGAGGGAAAUGCAUAGGUGACAGCAAGAACCUGGGCCGCAGUGUGUAUUACGGCUUUGAGGUAGCCACCGGGGACUUUGUCGUGGUGUACGAGUGGAUCCUCCACUGGAACAAGAAGAUGGGCAAGUUCUUUACCUCCCAGGAGAAGGAGAAAACUGAGAAGUGUAAAAAGCAGAUACUGGGCGCGGAGAGCGAGCUCCACUCCUUGCAGAAGCUGGACCACCCGCACUUGGUGCACUACACGGCCCUGAGCCACCGCGAGCAGGACGACUGCCUGGUGGUAGACCUGCUGGUGGAGCACGUGGGUGGCUGCAGCCUGGCCCAGAGCCUGGGCCGAAACGCUCCCCUGCCCCCGGAGCGUCUGCGCCAGCUCGCCUCCCAGCUCCUGGGGGUGCUCGACUACCUCCACGCCAACUCGGUGGUGCACAAGCAGCUGACCGCCUCCAGCGUGCUGCUGGACGCCGAGGGCAAUGUCCGCCUCACCGACUACAGCCUGUCCAAACGGCUGGCCGACAUCUGCAAGGAGGACGUGUUCGAGCAGGCCCACGUGCGCUUCUCCGAUGACUCCCUGCCCACCAAGACCGGCAAGAAGGGCGACGUGUGGAGCCUGGGCCUGCUGCUGUUGGGUCUCAGCCAGGGCCGCGAGGUCAAGGAGUACCCGGUCUCCGUGCCCAACAGCCUGCCCGCCGACUUCCAGGACUUCCUCAACAGGUGUGUGUGUCUGCAUGACACUGACCGCUGGACCACUCAGCAACUCCUGGGCCACGGCUUCUUAAACCCUCCGGCCCCAAAGACGCCCCCACAAUGCCAGGACAGUCCAGAAGAUGUGGGCGUUGACUUUGCCUCCACCGUCAUUCCACGCAGUUACAUCCUUAACACUCCCUUUAGCACCCAGAUCCAGAAGCAGUUCUCCCGUUACUACAAUGAGUUUCAGGAGCUGCAGCUACUGGGGAAGGGGGCUUUUGGAGCGGUUAUCAAGGUCCAGAACAACUUGGACGGCUGCUACUACGCGGUGAAAAGGAUCCUGGUGAACCCGGCCAGCAAACAGUUCCGGCGGAUCAAAGGGGAGGUGACGCUGCUGUCGCGGCUGAACCACGAGAACAUCGUGCGCUACUACAACGCCUGGAUCGAGAGGCACGAGACGCCCGGCCUCGGGACCAUCGGCAGCGACAGCUCACAGCCCUCCAGCUCCCCGGACAAGCCCCCCCAGUGCCGCUCCCUGCGCAAGGAGCUGGGUCUGCAGGACGACGUGGAGGACAAUGCGCCUCCUCCCGCCCUGGCCAGCUCCGUGGAGUGGAGCACCUCCAUUGAAAGGUCCUCCAGCGCCAAGUGCAGCGGAGUCGACAUGGAGUCCAGCGAGGACGAGGAGGAGGAUGUCUUCUGCCCCUCCUUCCUCCCGAGCGACAGUGAUUCUGAGAGUGACAUCAUUUUUGACAACGGGGAUGAAAGUCCAGACAACCUAUCCCUGGCGGAGCAGAGCAAGAGGGAGCGCACGGACCCCACAGAGAGCAGCAGCUCAGAAAACCCGCUUUGCAUAGCGCACUAUCUCUACAUACAGAUGGAAUACUGUGAAAAGAGCACUUUGAGAGACACCAUCGACCAGGGCCUUCACCGUGACCGCAGUCGCCUGUGGAGGCUCUUUCGGGAAAUCCUGGAUGGGCUGGCCUACAUCCACGAACAGGGGAUGAUUCACCGAGACCUGAAGCCUGUCAACAUAUUCUUGGACUCUCAGGACCAUGUGAAGAUCGGAGACUUUGGCCUGGCCACAGACCACCCUGCUAACGUGGCUGCAGGCAAGCUGGAGAUAGAGGACAACGGCUCGGCUCUGAUACUUAAACCAGACCCAGCGGACAACAUGACAGGCAUGGUUGGCACUGCCUUAUAUGUUAGUCCAGAGGUGCAAGGAAACACAAAGGCCACAUACAAUCAGAAAGUGGAUCUGUUCAGCCUGGGGAUUAUUUUGUUUGAGAUGUCCUACCGGCCCAUGACCACUGCAUCCGAGCGCAUCUCUGUCCUGAGCCAGCUGCGAACGGAGGCCAUUGAGUUUCCACAGGACUUUGUUGAGUAUGAAAGCGGAACACAGUCUCUCCAGAGGAAGGCGAUUCGCUGGCUGCUGAACCAUGACCCCGCCUUGCGGCCGUCGGCGGUGGAGCUGCUGAAGAGUGACCUGCUGCCCCCUCCUCAGAUGGAGGAGUCUGAGCUGCACGAGGUCCUGCAGCACACCAUGGCCAACAUCAACGGCAAGGCCUACCGCACCAUGGUCAACCAGCUCUUCUCCCAGAGCAUCUCCCCAGCCAUGGACUUCACCUACGACAUAGACGUGCACAAGGGAAGCUUCAAUGCUAGCAGUGCCAAAUUACAGCAGUAUGUUUAUGACACCAUAACCAGGAUCUUUAAAAAACAUGGUGCGGUGCGGCUGCAGACUCCCCUCCUCAUGCCUAAGAACAGGAAGCUGUACGAAGGCUCCGAGCUGGCCUGCUUCAUGGACCACAGCGGCAUGCUGGUCAGCCUGCCCUACGACCUCCGGUUGGCUUUUGCGAGAUUUGUAGCAAGAAACAACAUUUCCAGUCUGAAAAGGUACAGCAUCGAGCGGGUGUUCCGUCCCAAGAAGCUGGACCGCUCCCACCCCAGAGAACUGCUGGAAUGUGCCUUUGACAUCAUCACCCCGGUCACCAACAGCCUUCUCCCCGACGCAGAGACCAUCUACACCAUCUCUGAGAUCAUCCAGGAGUUCAGUGUCCUCCAGGAGAGGAACUACAGCAUUUACCUGAACCACACCAGCCUGCUGAAGGCCAUCCUACUGCACAGCGGGGUCCCUGAGGACAAGCUGCACCAGGCCUCCAGCAUCCUGUGUGACGCCAUGAGUGAGAAGCUGACUCGGCGGGAGGUUGAGGCCAAGUUCUGCAACUUGUCCCUGUCCACCAACAGUUUACGGACACUCUACGAAUACAUCGACCUGAAGGGGGACCUGCGUGAUCUGACCCCCACCAUCAGCUCCCUGGCCAAGCCCAAGACUGCUGUCUCCCAGCUGGCCAAGCAGGGCCUGAAGGACCUGGAGGAGCUCACCAGCCUGCUGGCGAAACUGGGCGUUAAGGUGGUGGUAAACCUCGGCCUGGUGUACAAAGUGCAGCACCACUCCGGGGUCAUCUUCCAGUUCGUGGCCUUUGUCAGGAGACGCCGCCGCACCGUGCCCGACGUCUUGGCCGCGGGAGGACGCUACGACCACCUGAUCAGAGAGGAGUAUCGAGGCCCAGCGUCCUCUGUACCGGUGCCCUCGGCCGUAGGCGCCAGCGUGGCUCUGGACAAGAUCUGCGCCGCCCUGGCUAACAUGGAGGAACCGCUCUUGGUGAGCCCCUGUGAUGUGCUGGUGGUCCCUGUGGGACAGACCUCCAUGAGCAGAGCCAUUAAUGUCAUCCAGAAGCUAUGGAGUGCCGGAGUUUCCUCAGACAUCAUCUACGAUCUUUUACAGUCGCAGGAGACCGUUCUGGAGCACUGCAGAGAAGCUGGCAUCCCGUGUGUGGCGCUGGUCUCUGAUAAAGAAGGAAACUACAUUAAGGUCAAGUCAUUCGAAAAGGACAGGCAGUCGGAGAAGCGGAUUCUGGAAACGGACCUGGUGGAACACUUUAUCCAGAAAUACAGGGCCAAAUUCAAUGAAGAACGGAACAGCAGCAGGGAGCUGUCUGAAAACAUUUCUCUUCAGAAUCCAAAGGGAUCACUUCUGGUUACCCCAGGGUCGUCUGAACCGCAUGGGAGCAACGCAUCCAUGAACAUGAACGUGAGCCUCAUCGCGCCAGAGAAGGUGUCCGCCAGCGCGCGGCGGCGCUACGAGGCGCAGAUACAAACCAGACUGCAGAACCUUGGUAGCAAUCUGCAGAACAAGAGCAACGAUAUUGAAGUUUUAGCUGUUGACCUGCCAAAGGAAACGCUCAUCAACUUCCUGUCAUUAGAGUUUGACGGAGAAGAGCAGUUUAACGUCAGCGUGAAGCACUUGCUGUCACGCCUGCCGAAGCAGCGUUACUUGAAGUCAAUCUGCGAUGAAAUCCACCGCUUCAAAUUCGUCAAAAGAGUGGCGGUAGUUGUAUUAUACAGCUACAAGGAUGAUUACUACAAGAUUCUCCUCUCAACCUGAAGACCAUAAGUGCUAUCAUCUCCUCAUCCCUCUGCUUGCUUUCAUGCAGUGUAUGUGUUGCAUGUGAAUGAGAGUUUACAGUGUACCUGAGCCCAGAGGCUGAACAUUGUGAGAGCACCUUCCACUUGGCCAGGAAGGCCAUUUCAGUGAGCUUCACGCGUCCAUUUCAAACUGCAUCUGUCCGACUCAUCAGAAUUGGAGCAAACACAUUCCCAUUGGUCUGCUUUGUCAACGAUUUACUUAAAUUGUGUGGCUGGGGAAAAAUGAUUGGCUGCAAUGCGGAAAACAUUUCUGAACAAGUGUUGUUAUCGUGGAAAUCAAUCGGAAGUAUUGUUAUACAUAAGAGACUAGUUUUAUAAUUUAAAAAGUGAAAUAUUAAUGUGAUAUUACAUUAAAUCAUUUAUUUUCACUUCUUAA
Conger conger (European conger) is the source of this 5601-nucleotide messenger RNA. RefSeq names its product eukaryotic translation initiation factor 2 alpha kinase 4 (gene eif2ak4). Gene Ontology annotation, molecular function: eukaryotic translation initiation factor 2alpha kinase activity; protein binding; ATP binding. The coding region runs from base 211 to 5184 and encodes 1657 amino acids. Gene Ontology annotation, cellular component: cytosol. NCBI's taxonomy places the organism in Eukaryota, Metazoa, Chordata, Actinopteri, Anguilliformes, Congridae. The record is from RefSeq and is a predicted model, not a curated record. The transcript has 39 exons. Gene Ontology annotation, biological process: DNA damage checkpoint signaling; regulation of translational initiation by eIF2 alpha phosphorylation.